AUGAGCCUCACCGAUGACCUGAGUUCCCUUAGCUGGACGGUCUCCAUUGUCUUCUUUGCCAUAUGCGCCAUAUCAUUCGCUGUGCGUCUGUAUGCGCGCGGCUUUGUAGCCAAGGCUUUCACAUGGGAUGAUCGGUUCAUGGCAAUUGCUUUUAUAGCGCUCAUCGGUCAGCAAUAUAUUUGCUGGGAAUGGCUGAUCCUAGGAGGUGGAAAGCAUACCGAUUUGGUCAGCUCCGAAAACCUGACGAAGAUCAGACGGUACGAGCUCAUUGAGCAGUUCUACUACCUCUUCGUCCACGUCUUCCUGAAACUCUCCUUCCUUCUCUAUUUUUACCGCACGCUGUACUCGCCACGGUUCUCGACCGCCAUUCGCAUCACAUCUGCCGUCGUUAUUGUUCAGACAAUCGCUUCAUGGGUUUUCUAUGCGCUCCAAUGCCGACCUCUUGGCGCUUUUAUCAACCCGGACGACUAUCCAGACGCCACUUGCUAUCCAUACGGGAUUGCGUACUACGCUCCUGCUGCCGUUAACGUCGCCAUCAUCGUCCUUGUCUAUGUUCUUCCAAUCCCUACCCUCACCCAGCGGCCCCUUCCACAGAGGCAAGCCAUCACAACCCCUCCGCCACAAUCCAGCACCCCAACCCCCGACGACGCCAGCGACCCCGAACGGACCUCGCAGCAAGAGCAGAAGCCCACAUCCUCGCGCGGCGGCGGCGGCAUCAUCGCGCUCUUCAUCCUCGUGGGCGCCGGCAUCAUCGUAUCCGGUCUACGCGUUGUCGUCCUGUACCAACAGUCCACCACCGAUACCACUACAACCACGACCACAACCACCAACUCCUCCUCCUACCUCGCCUCGACCGACAGGACCUACAACCUCGGCCUCCUCGCCAUCGCCACCACCGUCGAAUUCAGCAUCUACGUCUUCGCCGGCAACCUGCCGGCCAUCCGCGCCCUCCUCCGCCGCGUCCACGAACGCUCGCCCUCGCCCUCGCUAUCCUCGCAUGAAAUGCACGAUCGCCGCAGAACACGGAGGAGAAGAGGAGAUCGGGGCGCGGAGACGGACGAAGACGAGCUGUGGGGCGUUGGGGAAGGUGGAGAAGGAAAGAUCACGAUCACGUCGAGAGUCAGCAUUUCCAUCACCGAAGCGCUGAGGGGCAAGGACGGCCCGGCGGGCUAUCCGAAGAAGUACUUCAAGUUUUCGAGGCCGGGUGCGCAGAGCCCCACGCCGAACUUUUUGAAGGAUGUGUGA
Molecule: messenger RNA, 1245 nt
Organism: Lasiodiplodia theobromae
Lineage: Eukaryota; Fungi; Ascomycota; Dothideomycetes; Botryosphaeriales; Botryosphaeriaceae
Product: L-fucose permease
Exons: 5
Coding region: 1-1245 (414 amino acids)
Source: RefSeq, a predicted model, not a curated record